CGACCAACCUCCAAUUCUUUGGACUCCAGCUCCUGUUCCAACAGGGGCGACCAGUUUACUAACGUACUCCGGAAAUUAAAAACCAAGGCGUGGCCGCUUGCCAACAGCAGUAACUGACAAUGCCACCCGAAUCUAUCCCUGUCAGGUUAUCCAAAGAAAGCCUUCUGUCGAGGGAGUCGCUGAAUCCAUCAGAGGCAAGGUGGAUCAGGCUUAUCAAGUCAACAUACACGGAUCCCGAGGGCGUGACGCGGACAUGGGAGUCUGCCGAGAGACAGACCAGGCCCGAAAACUGUCCAAUCGACGGCGUUGGCAUUUUCACCGUCCUGUCCAAACCCUCCGGCCCAGAGCUACUGCUGCAGAAACAGUAUAGGCCUCCGGUUGAUAAGGUGGUCAUUGAAGUGCCUGCCGGCCUUAUCGAUGAGGGCGAGACGCCCGAACAAUGCGCAGUAAGGGAACUUAGAGAGGAAACUGGGUAUGUGGGCGUUGCAGAGGAGACAAGCCCGGUUAUGUAUAACGACCCCGGCUUCUGCAACACAAACCUAAACAUGGUCCACGUCCGUGUCGACAUGACUCUCCCGGAAAACCAAAACCCAACACCCCAGCUCGAAGACAACGAGUUCAUCGAGUGCUUCAGCAUUCCGCUGGCUACACUGUAUGAGGAGCUGAAACGCCUGGAAGGCGAGGGGUAUGCGAUUGAUGCCAGGGUGGGGACGCUGGCGGAGGGUAUUGAGGUUGGGAAGAAGUUGGGAUUGGGGUUGGGGAUCUAAAGAAAGUGGGAAAUUUGUUCAUAUUUUACCUUCUUUUUUUGUGCGUUGAAAUGGCUUGUUCCAAUGUCGGAGUUUUCCAAUUUUGAGUUUUGGAGGGUAUGUAUAUACUGACAGGUAUGAUGUUGGGCAUUGCGUUUUCACUGCAUGCGUGGAUCGCAGUUUCAGAAGGAUGAUAGCCAGAUGGGUCGGGGUAUAGUACAAAGAAUCAAUAUAGACGAUAGAUAGACAAUGGGUAUUCCAUGUAUUGUCCAAAGUCUCGUUACCGGGGAAUUUCCCUCAGUACUAUUAUUUUCAUUAGGCUGCUGCGUUAUUCCUGAGUGAGAAAUACUCCACAAAAAUCAGCUAGAUAUGACAUGUUAGAUUGCA
Messenger RNA from Blastomyces dermatitidis ER-3, 1133 nucleotides. Its product is annotated as ADP-ribose pyrophosphatase. Lineage: Eukaryota; Fungi; Ascomycota; Eurotiomycetes; Onygenales; Ajellomycetaceae. Gene Ontology annotation, molecular function: ADP-ribose diphosphatase activity. Gene Ontology annotation, biological process: ribose phosphate metabolic process; nucleoside phosphate metabolic process. Gene Ontology annotation, cellular component: cytosol; nucleus. Bases 120 to 767 code for a protein of 215 amino acids. The record is from RefSeq and is a predicted model, not a curated record. The transcript is spliced from 4 exons.